Elephantulus edwardii (Cape elephant shrew) is the source of this 660-nucleotide messenger RNA. RefSeq names its product protein phosphatase 1 regulatory subunit 12B-like. The coding region runs from base 1 to 660 and encodes 219 amino acids. The transcript is spliced from 9 exons. Gene Ontology annotation, cellular component: cytoplasm; A band; Z disc. The record is from RefSeq and is a predicted model, not a curated record. Gene Ontology annotation, molecular function: enzyme inhibitor activity; phosphatase regulator activity; protein kinase binding. Lineage: Eukaryota; Metazoa; Chordata; Mammalia; Macroscelidea; Macroscelididae.
AUGGAUAAAAAUGAGAGUGAAGAAGGAGAUUUAGAUAAUCAGUCCUCCAGCAGGCUGUCCAUCCGAGACAGGAGGCGACCCAAGGAACGUCGGAGAGGCACGGGCAUCAACUUCUGGACAAAGGAUGAUGAUGAGACUGAUGUCUCUGAAGAGGUGAAAGAGGCUUUGCAUGAAAGACUUUCUAGGUUGGAAUCAGGAAGUACCACCCCUACAAGCAGCGAUUCCUAUGACCGUGCUUCUGCACGGGCCCGCAGGGAGGCCCGUCUGGCCAGCCUGACCAGCCGGGUGGAAGAGGACAGCAACAGGGAUUACAAAAAACUCUACGAGAGUGCCCUAACGGAAAACCAAAAGCUGAAAACGAAACUGCAGGAGGCGCAGCUGGAGCUGGCAGAUGUGAAAUCAAAGCUCGAGAAGGCCCAGCAGAAACAAGAGAAGACGUCUGACCGCUCAGCAGUGCUGGAGAUGGAGAAACGGGAGAGGAGAGCCUUGGAGCGGAAAAUGUCUGAAAUGGAGGAGGAGAUGAAGAACCUCCACCAGCUAAAACAGAUUCAAACCUUGAAGCAGAUGAACGAACAACUGCAGGCCGAAAACAGGGCCCUGACCCGAGUGGUGGCCAGACUCUCAGAGUCCAUCGAGUCCUCGGAAAGCCAAGAGCUCUAG